GUUUAACAAUGCGUGUCAUUUGUUAUUUGCUUGUGCUUUCCUUUGCAAUUCCAACGGUUUGUGAUCGUUGCCCUCAAGUCUGUGUUUGUGACAACUUGAGACAUUUUGUGACCUGCACUAACAAAAACUUGUCUGAAAUUCCUACCUUUAUACCACAGUACACACAAAAACUAAAUCUACAAGGAAAUUAUCUAAAAUGUAUUCCAUCAAGAGCAUUUAUUUCAACUCCUUAUCUAACUCAUCUUAGUCUAUACAACUGCAGCAUUGAAAAAAUAGAAGAAGGAGCUUUCAGAAGCCUUGGACGUUUGUUGCAUCUUAACCUUGGCUCCAACCAUAUAAGUUUCCUAUACCAGGAAUCUUUUGAUGGACUUUCAUCUCUACAACAUUUAAACCUUGGGAAAAACCGCCUUGAGGAGAUACAGCCAGGAGCAUUUAGCCAAUUAGGUCUUUUGAACUUUUUAAAUAUUGGAAAUAAUUUUUUGGUCUACUUACCAGAUUUGUUGUUUCAAGGACUGAUACAGCUUAAAUUGUUGUAUCUUUCUAACAACAUGAUUAACAUUAUAUCAUAUGAGGCAUUUGCAGGACUACCCAACCUCAGAAGGCUAAGCCUUGACCACAAUGAACUUCAGUACCUGCCAACAGAGGCUCUCUCUAGACUGUCUGGUCUCAUAAAGUUAGAACUGGGAUGGAAUCCAAUUACUUUUAUUCCAGAAGAAGCUUUCCAAAUGACAUCUCUCAAACAGUUAUAUAUUAAUAAUAUGGCAUUACAGGAAGUAUCUUUCAAAGCAUUUGAAAAAAGCAACCAGAUUUCUUUUAUUGAUAUCAGUAACAAUCAGAUAUGUGCAGUACAACCACUGGCUAGAGUUGAACAACUAAAAUAUCUAAACCUGACGGGAAAUAGUGUACCUUGUGAUUGUCAAUUACGGCCAUUUAAAGAAUGGGCAGACCUAAAAAGACUGAAAGUUGAUCUCCUUUGCUUUGGCCCCAGUCAUUUUCACAGAGAUCACCUGGAUUCUAUCAGAGCAAUAGACCUGAAAUGUGGAACAUUUCUUGAAGAAGUGUACAAUUUUUUGCCAGCUACAGAAAAAACAUUUGAAAAAAAUCUAUGUCCAUUGAGCUGCAAUUGCAAAUCCGAUGCUAAACAUGCUAUUUGUGAAAAUACGUUUUUAAGACAGAUACCUCAAGGUUUUCCUAAGGACACCAUCUUAAUUGAUCUGCGUAGAAAUGAAUUUAAUUUUAUUCCGAAAGGAGCUUUCUUGGAUCUGAAAAAUGUAGUUUCACUUCAUCUCCAGCAUUGUGAUAUUAAAGACAUUCAACCAGGAGCAUUUCUAGGAAUGAGGAAUUUGGUAUACCUUUACCUGUCUAAUAAUCAGAUUUUUGCUAUAAAUCCUGAUGUCUUCCAGGGAGCACCAAAUAUUGGAUAUCUUUUCUUAGACAACAACAGAUUUAUUAACGUUCCAAGUGAAAUUUUUGGACUUCUUCCAAAUCUUUUAUCACUUCACAUGCAGCAUAAUUCAAUCACUUCACUUUCAGAUAUGGCUGGUGCAGCAAAAUUACACUGGUUAUAUUUAACAGGAAAUAACAUAAGUUCAAUUGCACCAACAGCAUUUAGAAAUAUGAAAUUUCUAGAGAAACUCUAUCUAGAUAAUAAUAAGAUAAAAGAGGUGCCAACACAUGCACUCAAAGGAUUGCCAAUGCUGAGAGAGUUAGGACUAUCCAAGAAUCCUAUCAGAAAUAUUGGAAAUGGUGCCUUCUUGCCAUUAUCUCGGUCACUGCAGAAUUUGUAUCUCAAUGACAUGGGACUAUUAAAGGUGAUUUCGUAUUACAGAAUACGGAAGGACACCGGAACUAAAAGAUCGACUUCUGACGCCUCACUGCAGCACUUCUUUACACCCCAUACCUCGGCAUCCCUGGAGCGCGGCAGGUCAAAGAUGGCGGCCUCCUCCACCGCACAUCCUCGUGAUAUGGACCGAGAGUCGGGGUGUGACUUACCUCUGGAUAUCCCUGAGAGUUUGCGAGCUCCACUGAAGUACCUUCCCACCAAGAGAGACUUUGAGGCCACUGUUACUCUGGUCAAAGCUGCGAUUCGUAAAGACCUCCGGGGUGUGAAGCAGGAGGUUCGGGACUUAGCUUCCACUGUGGCGGAUGUCUCAGCUUCAUGCUACACGCUUGUCUUGACGGUCCAUGGCUUCGCAGCCUGA
Molecule: messenger RNA, 2201 nt
Organism: Nanorana parkeri
Lineage: Eukaryota; Metazoa; Chordata; Amphibia; Anura; Dicroglossidae
Gene: CHADL
Product: chondroadherin like
Exons: 4
Coding region: 9-2201 (730 amino acids)
Cellular component (GO): extracellular matrix
Molecular function (GO): protein binding
Source: RefSeq, a predicted model, not a curated record